Grosmannia clavigera kw1407 is the source of this 3102-nucleotide messenger RNA. Its product is annotated as lim domain containing protein. Gene Ontology annotation, molecular function: transcription coregulator activity. Gene Ontology annotation, cellular component: nucleus; Z disc. Lineage: Eukaryota; Fungi; Ascomycota; Sordariomycetes; Ophiostomatales; Ophiostomataceae. The transcript is spliced from 3 exons. Bases 1 to 3102 code for a protein of 1033 amino acids. The record is from RefSeq and is a predicted model, not a curated record.
AUGUCCAUCCGAGCGAAGCCGCGGGAGCGGUCUUCCCGCAAAAUGACGCCACCGUCGGCCAGCUACAUGUCCGACGACCAGUUCUUCUGCGCAACAGCCGCGUUGUCCGGCCGGGCGGAGCUCGACCGCUUCCGUCCAAGCUGUGUGGCCUCUCGCCGGCUCGCUGAUCGUCAAGCCGCCAGCGGCACGCUGCCACGCACGUCCAGCGACCUGUCGGAUGUGUCGGUGGUCGGCAGCCUGACCUCCCGCUACUCGACCAUCAGUGGCCGGGGCCGCGACUACUACCCCGAGAAGAAGACGUCGUCUCUUCGCACCCUGCCACCACCACUGCGUCCCGACGAGGUCGUGCCGACUGACACGUACAUUGAGCGUGGUCAGCGCUGGAUGGAGAAGGAGGAGGCCGUGUCUCUGCGACAUGCCCUCGAAGAUAUGGACCUCAAAGGCAACAGCAGCAGCAGUAGUAGCAGCAGCAACAGCAGCAACAGCAACACUGCUACAGGCACAACACGACCACUCUCGACCGUCACGACAAAGGCCCUUGUGCCUGCACCGGCUGCCGACGGCACGACGCCCGAAGACGCCGACGAACACCGGAUCUACCAUGCCGCGCUGGACGAGGCGGCUGAGCUCGUGUGGCAGCACCAGAACGGCGUCAAGCCGCCCGAACCCGGGACGCCCUACUCGUACAAGCAGCAUCUGCGCAAGAACAGCUACGCCUAUGCCCGCACAGCCAGCGUCGGUCGGUAUGGCGACGACAUUGAGCCGACCGGCCUGGCGCGCGACCCGGCUGCUCGCUCAGUCUCGGACAGCUCAGCGUCGUCUGUGGAGGGCAACGGAUUCACGUCGUCGCACAGCCGCUAUUCGCUCAGCAGCAGCACUCGUCCGAGCCUCGACCAGCCGGCUGCCGUUCCCGAGGCCACAACCACAGCCACAGCCACAGCCACAGCGACGAUCCGAUCUUCGGCGUACACGAGUCUGACGGGCGGACCAAGACCGAUGGCAAAGAGCAGCAGUGCGGCCAAGCGACGGAGCAGCAUGAAGCGCAACAUCAGCGGCGAGGUCGAGAAGCCGUUCUCGGGCGACCAGAUCUACGAGGAGCCCGAGACGGCGACAGAGAAGGACGGAGACGGCAGCGGCGACAAGACGGCCGAGAGCAGUGGCAGCAGCAGCAAAAGCAGCAACAGCAUUCUGCGGGCGGCCGUCGAGAACACGGUGCACGGCAGCAGCAACACGUUGGCGGCGGUGUCGAAGCUGGUGUCGCGCUAUGAGAUCCACCGCAACCCGCCGUCACAGUCGCGCAACCCGCAAUACACAACCAACGCGGUGUCUAAGCCGGUGGUCACGGUGCAGCCGCAGGCGAAGCAGCAGCCGCCGAGUGAGCCAGGACGGGCCAAGGCAUCACGGCAGAGGCUGCAGGCGAGCGUGGUGUCGGACGACGAGGACUCGACGGACUCGGCAGCGGGCGUGGUGGACGGCGUGCCGCGUCUGAACGGCGUGGAGAUCCGCAGCGAUGAGAUCCGACAGGCCACCAGCAUGAAGUUGAAGGACCGCAACCCGAAGCUGCCGACGCCGUCGUUUGUCAGCGACAAUCCGGGUCGCCCGAUCGUAAGCUUUGACGCCAACUGGAAACAGGAAGCCCCCCCCGUCGUCGCGGGCCAAGAGUCGGCCACUGAUGCGCAGCUAGAAGGCAGUGGAAGCGGGAGCAGAGCGCGAUUCGGCAGCAGCAGCAACAACAGCAGCAGCACCGCCACACCAGAGCCACGUCCCAAAGGCUCGCCCUCGCCCUUCUCGUCUGCCGUCCGCGGUCGCUUCUCGACAGCCCCGUCGGUCCCUGUUGUCGCGCCUGUGGCGAGCUCUUGGUCAACGCCGCCAUCACGGCAGCAGCAGUCACCAACACGCCGCGAAGGCGCUAUGAGCGACAGCAGUAAACCAAUUCACAGCCGCAACGACAGCAACCCACUACCCACCAUCGCUGUCACCCCUUCGGAACCGCCGCGACCAUCACACCGAAUGUCCAUGUCGAUUCCCUCGAUCUCGGUCUCGGCAGAGCCAUCAUCUUCUUCACGCCCUCCGAUCCCGACGAUUGUGCUACCCGGAGACGACGCCGACGAGUCGAAGGUGUCCGACGACAACAGCACAGCACGACAGCAGGGCAGGAGCCGUCCGCUUCCGAGCAUUCUGACGCCCGACCAGACCCGAACCUCGGCCACACCGACGACAGCGUCGCGACGACCCUUGCCCACGCCUGGCAGCAGCAGCUGGCCGCGGGGACACUGGUCACGGGCGCCGCCGUCCGGGUCGAGCGCGUCGAACACGUCGCACGCGUCAGCAAGCCGGGCCACGGCGCUGUGCCAUGAGUGUGGCUACGCGAUCGAGGGCCGGUUUGUGGCGCUGGCCGGACAGCGACAGACUGGCUCGACGGGCUCGACGAGUGCGAGUGCGACGGGCUCGACGGCAGCAGCGGCAGGUCUGGAGCGAUUUCACCCGGGCUGCUUCCGCUGUCAUGCAUGCGGGACGUCGCUAGAGGCGCUAGAGAUCUCGCCAGAGCCAGACAAGUCACGUGCAGCACGGCUAGACCGAAUCGCACGUCGGGCACAUGGCGAGCAGCUGGAGGAGCGGCCGGGCGAGACGAUGGCCGAGGACGGCGACGGGCGGCUGCGCUUCUUCUGCCACCUGGACUGGCACGAGCUGUACGCGCCGCGCUGCCACCACUGCACGACGCCGAUCGUGGGCGAGCACGUGGUGGCGCUGGGGCAUCACUGGCAUGUCGGGCACUUUUUCUGCGCCGAGUGCGGCGAUCCGUUUGGGCCCGGGGCUACCCACAUUGAGAAGGACGGCUACGCCUGGUGCGUGGGCUGCCAGACGCGGCGGACGGAGCGGCGGGCGCCACGCUGUCGGGCCUGUGGCAAGCCGGCCAUUGGGGCGUAUGUGCAGGCGCUGGGCGCCGAGUGGCACGACGACUGCUUCCGCUGCGCCGUCUGCGAGGGCGGCUUUGUCGACGGGCAGAUCUUUCCGCGGCAGGGCAAGGGAGGCCUGAUGCAGGUCGUCUGCACCGGAUACAAAGGUCGCAUCGGCAUCGGACAGACAGACGGACAAGCAUAG